AUGGUAUGGCCAUUGACAUAUGCAGACGAUAUUGUGCUAAUGGCGGAUAGAGAAGAGGAGCUAAAGGAAAUGCUAAAGAGAUUCGAAAAAUUUUUAAACGAAACCGAAUUGGAACUAAGCACGGAAAAGAUCAAGAUAAAAAACGGCAGUGAUGAGAAACACAUACAAGAGAGGAAAAAGAGAGCAACAAUAGCAACGAAGAAAACAUGGAGCGUGGGAGAAAGAAUUUUCAAACAGGACUACAAGAGGAGAAUAAAGAUGUUUGGAGCAGAGAUAUGGGGCUGGAACAUGGAAGAAAGGUUGGAUAAAAUACAAAGAAGAUAUGUGAAAUGGAUCUUAGGUUUAGGUAUGACAACGCCGAAUUAUAUAUUGAUAGAAGAAUGCAAGCUAACAGAAAUCAAAGAAAAAGCAUUAAGAAGAGCAGCAAAGUAUGAAGGGAGAGCCAUAGAGUCAAAAAAGGAACUAAAGAGGUGA
Bombus pyrosoma is the source of this 474-nucleotide messenger RNA. RefSeq lists its product as uncharacterized. The record is from RefSeq and is a predicted model, not a curated record. Lineage: Eukaryota; Metazoa; Arthropoda; Insecta; Hymenoptera; Apidae. The transcript is spliced from 3 exons. The coding region runs from base 1 to 474 and encodes 157 amino acids.